CUAAUGAACGAUGACUCUCAGGUGUGUUUUUGAGUGUGCAGUGACUUGUACUUCACUCAGGGCCUAAAGUUUGAUUUUCAAAAUCUGUCAGUGUCAAAGUGUGUUUGAGCCUUUCUGCACCUGUGGAGGAGGAAGGUGACGUGAGGCAAACUAAAGCUGCCAAUCAGAAGCGAUGCCAAGUGAUGGAGCAAAGUUUACUGGCUAUACGGCAUGCAAAAAUAAGCCACAAACAAUUAAACACACACGUCCAGACCCACACACAGAUCAAUAAAUACAACACAGCCUCUCACAGUCCAGACACACCAGAGACAGAAGAGCAGAAAGAUCAGAGUGUGAGAACCUGCAGACCAGUUAUGUCCAUCAACUCCUCUUCCUCCUCCAAUGCUUCCUUUCCUCCUUCUCUCCUCUCUUCCUUGGACUUGUUUUCUGUCCUCUACAGCUGUAUGAACACCACUGCUGGCAUUUUCAACGCCACCGCCUUCACCAUCAUCAGCAACCUCUUCCUCCUCCCUCUCUACAUCUUUGUCCUCUACGUGGGUGUCCAACGAUGGCAGCAAUCGGCCUCCAACACGACCAUGAGCCACUCUGACCUCUUUACCUACCACAUGGUCUUCAUAGAGCUGCUGAGUGUUGUAGGGUCCAUAUUGACCUAUUGUGGUCUCCAGGCUGAUCAACCACAAAUGGUAAUGGUGGGCAUGUGCCUCUUCUUCAUCAACUCAUCGGGGCAGACCUUAUUUCACAUCCUGACCUGUGUGGAGCGCUACCUGGCCGUUGUUCACCCCAUCACCUACCUCAGCUUAAAGAAGGCAAAAUGGAUCAGAAUCAGAAAUGUCACCAUUGGCUGUGCUUGGUUGAUGUGUUUUGCAGGCCAGAGUGUGAUAUUCAUGAAAACCGGUGAUUCAAACAGUCCAGUCGCUUACUGUGUUGCUCUCUUUCCAUUAGUUAUUGUUUGUUUCUGCAGCGUUUCAGUUCUCUGUGUUCUGAUUCGUCCAGGACCAGGGGAAGGGGGUGGGGACAGACGGCAGGUUGACCAAUCAAAGCUGAGGGCAUUCUACACCAUCAUGGCCAUCCUGGGAGUGCUGGUGUUCAAGUUUGGAGGGAAUGUACUUGUCACAUCUCUGUAUGCUUUACCACAGCUGGGGGAGACUGGAAUGUGUAUUUUGAUGUUGUCAGUGUCCUGGAUUAAUGUGCCCAGCAGUCUGGUGUUACCUCUGCUCUUUCUACACAGAGCACGAAAGCUGCUGUGUUGUAAGGGCGACAAACAGUCAGCACAAGGACCAGGUUAGAUUAGUUUACAGUCUCUGAGAAUAGAAAACAAAAGCCUGAAUUAUGCCAGCCAGGAGUGUCACUGGAAGAUGUAAGUGUAAUUACUAAAUGUAGAUUUCUGAGAUAUCCCAAAAGUAGAGUCUUGCAUUCCUGUUGGAGGCUGUCAAGCUCUGCCAGCUGAUGCUCUUCAUGAUUCUUGUAAAUGGUUUUAUUGUAUUGUGUUUCCAUGCUGAUUGAGUUCCGGUGAAUGUCUUUUGUUCUCACUUUUUAUUCUCUACCUGAUUAAAUAAAAAGGAAAUA
Messenger RNA from Scatophagus argus, 1566 nucleotides. RefSeq lists its product as uncharacterized. The coding region runs from base 183 to 1286 and encodes 367 amino acids. The record is from RefSeq and is a predicted model, not a curated record. Gene Ontology annotation, biological process: positive regulation of Rho protein signal transduction; phospholipase C-activating G protein-coupled receptor signaling pathway. Gene Ontology annotation, molecular function: lysophosphatidic acid receptor activity. Lineage: Eukaryota; Metazoa; Chordata; Actinopteri; Scatophagidae. The transcript is spliced from 2 exons.